Peronospora farinosa is the source of this 1461-nucleotide messenger RNA. NCBI's taxonomy places the organism in Eukaryota, Oomycota, Peronosporomycetes, Peronosporales, Peronosporaceae. The record is from the annotation of a GenBank genome assembly.
AUGAGAGCUCUGGACCCGCAAACGCAGAAUCAGGGUCAUGAUGUGGACCACGUGUAUUUCCGUGCGGCACAGGACCACCUGAUGACGUUACAGCAUGCAAAUGAUGACGUGACAUCGCCUGAAUAUUUACAAAACGCCGAUGAGGCACAGAAUGAUGGUAAAAUAAAGUUUCAGGAGAAAAAUUAUUAUGCGGCCAAAAAUGCAUUUUUAACAAGUCUUGAUGCAGUUUUGCAACAUCAAAAAAGUGAGUAUUAUGGGAAAAGUGUUCCAGUGAAGCACUGGGAUGAAUUGGAAAUGCAAGAACGGUAUGUGAUGUUGUGCAAUAAUAUUGCAAUUUGUGGCCUGAAAUUGAAAGAUUGCUCCAUUAUCAAUGACUACGCUUUGAAAGCGUUAAAUGUCGACCAAUCAUCGAAAAAAGCCCUUUAUGCAAUGACGAAACUGAGACUAAUGGAACAUCGGUAUACCGAAGCAAACGAAAUUGUUGAAAAAGCAUUACAGUUUCAUCCGGAUAAAGCUCAAUUUUUAAAUUUGAAAAAAGAGGUGAAAGCCGCACAACGGAAGGAAGCAUUGAAACAAGCGGAAUUGAUGGAAAUUCGAGCUACUCAAAUGCAAACGGCUCUGGCAGCAGCAAAAAUAUCAAAUGUACCUGAAUUUACACAGGAAGAGAAAGAGCAGCAAUUAAAACUAGCAAUGCAAAAAAGACUGGAUGAGACACCAUUGCCAACGAGAGAAGAUGAUACUUUUGCUGCUUCAAGAUUGUAUGGCUACUUUAUAAAGAUUAAGCAAAGGAUGAUGGUAGAUAUUCAACCUCGGUACAAUGCUGACAAAGGUGAAGAAGCUCUUUUUGAAUGCACCAUUGCAAACGGUUCUACCGGUGAAGUUCUUGCAGCCAAUGUUCAAGGUACUUCCAAGAAAAUUGUGAAGAAUGAAGCGUGCAAAAUUGUGAUUGAAAAGCUUUGGAAUGACAAGCAAGCAGCUGACAAACUUACCCCAGAGGACCUGGUAUACCUGGAAAGAUUCGUGCGUGCAAAAGCAAGUGGUCAUCCAUUAGUAAAUGAGCCUGUAGUCUUGACAACGCCACAGCAGGCACUUGACAACUCCUCUCAGUUACCUGCACGGGUGAGUUGGGUGGAACGCCAGCUUCAACCGUUGCCGUUACUGAAUCAACUUACUCAACGUGGAAUACUUCAGGCCCGCUUUGACGUUGAAGAUGUGUCACCAAAAAGUAAGGAGUUUACGGAGUUUAAGUGUAUGGGUUACCUGAAUGGCGAGCACAUUGCUACAGCUAACGCCAUUAGCAAGAAGAAGGCUCGCGCGGAAGUUGCUCAACAAGUGCUUGCAGCUGCUUUCGACAAGAAUCUGCUAAUGGUUUAUGAUGCAUCAGCCGACGAGGAUGAAAGUGGAGCUCCCGAUGAAAAAAACCUGGACGAGAGCAAGCAAGCAACAUCCCAGGAGGAGUGA